AGUGGCCGGGGCCAGGGAGGUCGCUUGGCUGCUGGGCUGGCUGCUGUCACACGCGCCCAGCGCCCGGCUCCGCUAGCCCUUCUCCCGCGCGCACCCAGACACACAGCUCACACUCGUGCUCUGGGACUGAGCCCGGGCUCCCUGGAGCAGCGGCCAGCGAGUAAGCCCCUCCAUCCUCCAUCAGAGAGACCACAUGGGCCCCGAGACCACCUGCCCGUGCAGGGGCCCCCUGCCUCGCCUCCACAUGAGGACCUGGGUUGAGCCAAUAGUGGCCUCCACCCAGGUGGCCGGCUCCCUCUUCGACGCGGGGCUCCUCCUGGUAGUAAAAGCGUCCUUCGGGCCUGGGGCCGGAAACUCCUCCAACCACAGCAUCAGCCCGUCACCACGGGGGGCUCUGGAGGACCAACAGCAGAAAGCCAUCUCCAAUUUCUACAUAAUCUACAACCUCGUGGCAGGCUUGUCGCCCCUGCUGUCUGCCUACGGCCUGGCCUGGCUCAGUGACCGUUACCACCGCAAGAUCUCCGUCUGCGUGGCCCUGCUGGGUAUCCUGCUCUGCCGACUCGGGCUGCUGUUCAAGGUGCUGUGGGACUGGCCCGUGGAGGUCAUGUACUGGGCCACGGCGCUGAACGGGCUGUGCGGCGGCUUCUCCGCGUACUGGUCAGGCGUUAUAGCCCUGGGAUCCCUCAGCUCCUCUGAAGGCCGCCGCUCCCUACGCCUCAUCUUUAUUGACCUGAUCCUGGGCUUGGCGGGAUUCUGCGGGAGCAUGGUCUCCGGGCAUCUCUUUAAGCAGUUAUCUGGGCAUUCUGGACAGGGCCUGGUGCUGACAGCCUGCAGCGUGAGCUGUGCCGCUUUUGCCCUUUUCUACAGCCUCGUGGUCCUGAAGGUACCGGAGUCGGUGGCCACGCCCAGCAAGACUCUCCCCACCAUGGAUACAGUGUCUGGCACGACUGGCACAUAUCGCACCCUGGACCCUGAUCAGCCCGACAAGCAGAGUGUGGUGGGGCGCCCUCUAUCUCCUGGGAAAGCAAAGCCCCAAAAAACCAUUAUUGCCCUGCUCUUUGCAGGUGCCAUCAUCUACGACCUGGCAGUGGUGGGCACAGUGGAAGUGAUGCCCCUUUUUGUGCUCAGGGAGCCUCUCAGUUGGAACCAAGUGCAGGUGGGCUAUGGUAUGGCGGCAGGGUACAUCAUCUUCAUCACCAGUUUUCUGGGCGUCCUGGUCUUCUCCCGCUGCUUCCAGGACACCAGCAUGAUCAUGAUUGGGAUGGUCUCCUUUGGGUUGGGAGCCCUCCUCCUGGCUUUUGUGAAAGAGACAUACAUGUUCUACAUUGCUCGAGUCAUCAUGCUGUUUGCUCUCAUCCCUGUCACAACCAUCCGGUCAGCAAUGUCCAAACUCAUAAAGGACUCCUCUUACGGAAAGGUGUUUGUCGUCCUGCAGCUGUCCCUGACAGUGACGUGGGUGGUGACAUCUACACUGUAUAACGAGCUCUAUCAGCUCACCAUGGAAAAGUUCGUCGGGACCUGCUUUGCUCUCUCCUCCUUCCUCUCCUUCGUGGCCAUCAUCCCAAUUGGCAUUGUGGCCUAUAAACAAGACUCAUGGUUGAAAUGUGCAGACAUCACAGAGAAAUGAAAGCGCUGACCUGCAGGAGCUGAAAACACCAGCAAUGGCCAGGCCCCUCUGAAGACAAAGGAAGGGACCAGGAACUGAUGACCAAAGCGACCCACUGCCCAAGAAACCCGAGUUCCAGCCAGUCAGCCUCAGAAUGACCUUCUCUGGCUCAGGCAUCUCUGGUGGGUGGGGAAAAGCAUUUUCCUGGUGAUGGAAGAAAUUUCUCAGCUUUCAGAUGUCCGUUAGGCAGAGGUUAGGUUCUGCAGGCAGUAGAGUGUGAACUUUCAGGUUUACAUGCAAGCUGCAUGCACAGCCAUACCUGAUACUGUAAAGGGCGUCAGACAACAGAUACCUUUCUUCCAGAAAUUGUCUUGUGGACUCCAAAGUAUGGCUAAAUAGUCACCUGGCUGCGGCGCUCGGAGUCCCAUGUGAGAACUCAAACCAAGGCACGCAUUUUCAACAACAUGAGGAGAAUGUGGAAGGGAUGUAAAACCUGCCUGCUGUGAACAUCAGUCAAUACUUUUUAAAUAAAAAUAAAACCUUGGGAAAAAAGCUGGCUUUCUUCCUGAGUCCCUGGUAGCUGUGAACAGUCAGAAGGGACUUAGAGCUCAGGCUCUUUCUUGGCUUCAGGGUAGUUUUGUUGUCACU
Rhinolophus ferrumequinum (greater horseshoe bat) is the source of this 2254-nucleotide messenger RNA. RefSeq names its product solute carrier family 46 member 2 (gene SLC46A2). The transcript is spliced from 4 exons. Gene Ontology annotation, molecular function: transmembrane transporter activity. Gene Ontology annotation, biological process: transmembrane transport. Lineage: Eukaryota; Metazoa; Chordata; Mammalia; Chiroptera; Rhinolophidae. The record is from RefSeq and is a predicted model, not a curated record. Gene Ontology annotation, cellular component: membrane. The coding region runs from base 194 to 1627 and encodes 477 amino acids.